This is a messenger RNA of Sipha flava (yellow sugarcane aphid), 2212 nucleotides long. It is a transcript of the gene p130CAS, whose product is annotated as breast cancer anti-estrogen resistance protein 1. The coding region runs from base 363 to 2156 and encodes 597 amino acids. The record is from RefSeq and is a predicted model, not a curated record. Gene Ontology annotation, cellular component: cytoplasm; plasma membrane. Lineage: Eukaryota; Metazoa; Arthropoda; Insecta; Hemiptera; Aphididae. The transcript is spliced from 9 exons. Gene Ontology annotation, molecular function: protein binding. Gene Ontology annotation, biological process: cell migration; cell surface receptor protein tyrosine kinase signaling pathway.
UUUUUUUUGUAGUUAUCACAUCAAUCGAAGGCAAUCCCCAAUUGCCUAGACAUCAGGGCCAGAUUAACAUUAACCGUGAACGUUGGCGGUACGUCGAUACAGACACUCUUCGCGCGUGACUCAUGUUUUUGGUAUGAGUCAUGGAGAGACGAAGAAAAAUGUCAAUUCAUACGAUAUUUCGCAACUCCAGCAGAAACCUAGAUAAUUCGUUGCAAAAACAAACGGUCAGACGACAGGCUCACAAAACCGAGCGAUGAUCAAUGGUGUUUGUAACGUAAUUAGUGCGAAAUCGAGACAUAAUAUUAUUAGUCCGCCAAUGAUUUUCACGACACACCUAUGAAGGCUACGUUUUAGUGCACAAAAUGCUACAAUUACAUUCCAAUGGUUCUAUAAAUAAUGGAUAUACCAAUUGCAUUGCUAGAGCCAUGUAUGAUAAUAUUGCUGAAGCACCAGAUGAAUUAGCAUUUAGAAAAGAUGAUAUAUUAACAGUUUUAGAACAGAAUACUGCUGGUCUUGAAGGAUGGUGGUUAUGUUCAUUACGAGGCCGUCAAGGAAUAUGCCCUGGAAAUCGUUUAAGACUGAUUCCAGGUGUCUAUGAAGUGACUGAAUCCCAAAUAAUAUCAAAUUGUGCUCAAGACCAAAAUAAUAUCAACCAUGAUAAUAAACAUCAAAGUUGGCAUGCAAAUCUAAAUAAAGUGACGUCACAGCAAAAAUUGGGUGACCUCCUUACGUAUGAUACACCUCAAAAAAUAGUUGAUACUAAUGGGUAUAAUAUUCCACCCACUAAUCACACAUUAGAUCGUAUAACUAGUGAUUCUAUAAAACGACCACAUAGUGUUGGGAGCAGUAGUGGCUGUUGUAGUGACAGCUAUGAUCCUUUACCAAACCAACAUCCUCCUAUUUCAAAAGAAAGCUAUGAUAUACCUAGACCACUGAAUAUACAAGUCACUCCAAGUAGUUCAAUCAGUUCAUUAUCAACUGGUGGUAUUUGUAGUAGUGCAAGUGGAAGUGAAUCUAAUCGGUCUAGUAUUGCUCCGGAUUAUGAUGUUCCUAAAAACCGAAUUUUAGCUUCUUUUCCCUCUGAAUUUCAGAAUUUAUCUAUAAAUUGUCAAGAUUAUGAUGUUCCAUCAAGUAGUUUGCAACCUAAAGAACUACCUCUUGACUUAAAUAAUGCACUAGAACAAUUAGAUAAAUUAACAUCAGAGGUAUCUUUGAAUACAACGCGACUUUUAAAUUUUGUUGGACCUAAUUGGAGAAAUAUCAGAAAUUUAGAAGCCAACAUUUCGGACAUAAAAAUUAUUUCCUUACGACUUAAAAGUAGUUUGCACCAAUUUAUUGAAUUUUCAGAAGGUUGUCUAGGAAAUGCUGUAAAUGCUCGUGAUAAAGGGAUCUCAACUAAACUUCAUCCUUUAGUUUUCAAUUUAGUUAAAAUUAAUAAAAUAAUAUAUUAUUCAACGAAUACUUUGGAUUGUCUUGGUUGGAAACCAGAUAUUUUAAACAGAGAUUCAAAUAUUGAAUGUGAAUAUACUGAAGAUGCAUUAGAUAAGUUAAUUUCCUGUGCUAAAUUAUUGACUGAUGAUAUACGUCAAAUCACAUCUUUUAUUAAGGGAAAUUCUACGCUUUUGUUUAAAAAAAUAAUAUGUACUGAAAAUGAAGAUGAUGAUUAUGAAUAUAUAGCUAAUGAUAAUGGAAUUAAGCCUAAUAUAAGUAAUGCAUCGAGUACAAUUUCAAUUAAAACAAAUAGUUCUUCUGGUAUUACUAGUAAAGAUAAAAAAGUAUUCAAUUUCUAUAGUCAUCAAAUUGUUAGUCAAUCAGAUUUGUUAGCUAGUCACAUAACCAAGUUCUUACAAAUAGUUGAAGAAAACCAUCCACCACCAGUAUUUAUUUUAAAACUCAAGUUUAUAAUAUUAAUUGCACAUCAAUUAGUUGUUGUUGGUGAUACAAUAUGUCGUAAUGUAGAAGAAUCAAUUGCAAAAAAUCAUAUAGAGCAAUGUUCCAGUGCUUUAUCUGCAGGUAUUUCAACAGUUGUUCAAAAAUCUAAAAGAGCUGCUCAGUUAUUCCCUAGUGUAACUGCUGUACAAGAAAUGGCAGAUGCUGUUAUUGAAAUCUCUCAUAUUGUGAAUGAUCUUAAAGUAUCAGUAUUAAAAACAAAUUAAACUGAAUAUAUAUUAUAUUUGGUUUGUAUUAUUUAGUAUGGUGUCUUACGCUGAAA